AUGCUCGCGCUGCUUGUCGAAUGGUUUGUCGUGCAGCUAUCCUCACUCUUCUCGUCGUGGUCGGAAGCUGGGAACAAACCCGACACCGUCGAAAAGCUCUUAUCACGCAUAAACCAUAGCAGCGUGCGAGACCAGGUCAUCAAUGCCCUUCUCGCAUCUACCUCGGCCAGAGACUCACCUUCGCAAGCUGAUGAUGUCUCUAUCCCCUCAAAUGCCCCGUUCGCCUAUACGACCGACAGCAACGGUGAUCCUCGUCAAAGCCUUGAACCCGGAGAUGGUCAGACCAAUUCUGCGGCAGACGGGCCCGAAAAUCAACAGGCUCUGGAAGCGCCUUUCCGCAACUGGGGAGCCAAGGUCAAUAACCUGGGGAGCACCACCUCCCGACAGAAUUCAGAUCGAUUGCAUUUGCCAGUGGCUUUCCGCCUACCAUAUGGCAAAGAUGCUAUGGAUUCAGUGGCUAAGCGCCUAACAAAUUAUUUCAGCCCUCGAAAGACUCUGCAGAAGGACUGGCAUUACUUAGCUGCCCAAUCGGUGAACAGCACAUUCAGACUGGAAAAGGGUGUCUGUGAUCCUAUCACUGCCCGGCUAAUUGAUGAGGAUGAUGUAUCGCUGUAUUUUAAGCUGUUUUUAGAGCUGCGUAACCCUUUCGUCGGGUUACUGGAUCCUCUCCUCCAUACCCCCGACUAUGUCUAUUCUAUGUCUUUCACACUGUUCUCCGUUGUUUGUGCCCUUGGCUGUGCGGUAUCAACCCUUCCUCGGGAUCGCGUUGUCUACCCCGCCCUGUUUACUUUGGCCGAAGGAUGCCUGAAGUGGUCCAUCGCGUCGUCUGUGAAGUCGAUUGAAACGAUCCAAGCCAUAAUUAUCAUGCAGUAUUGGGCUCCUGUUCACCAGAAGCAAUCGGAUGAUCCCUACUGGCUUCAAGUGAAUCAUGCCGUACGACUCGCCAGGGAGAUUGGAGUAGAUAAAGCCACCGUCGUCACCGAACAUCUCAGUGCUCUACCGCCUUCUACGGGUACGGACACAAAAGAGCGUAUUUUUCGGAACUUUGAGAGAACGUGGCUAUAUACAUUCAUCGCCGAUAAAAGCUUCGGUAUCAUAAAUGGACGGCGACCCCUAAAUGUUUCGAGGCACGAACUCCCUGUGUCAGCAACAACGUGGUGGCAACAUCCGAUGGCCACACCCCAUGACCGGAUGAUCAGCGGCAUCAUAGAGAUCAGGGUACUCCUGAUGCAUGCAUUGGAAGAUCGACAACGGUCGAAGAAUGACGUGACAUCCAUAUCAAAUUGGCAUUUACAGGCCCUCCAGACAUUGGAACAAGCCCGCGAUUCCCGAUGUUCUCAUGAUGGUGAUCCAUCGUCCAAGUACCUUCCUAUUCUCGCAUUCUACAUGGAUCACAGCAUCCUAAUCCUCAAUGCCCAAGCCGCCGCGGCAUUAAGGGGCCUUGAUGGAGGUACGGCUUCGCCCGAGCUUCGAAGCGUCUUGCAAACAAGUGUCACCGUUGCGAGCCACCUGAUGGAUAUUGUGCUCUCUGAACAGAUCAUGUUCGAUCUCAAGUUGGGCUCCCACAAUAAUCUGUUCAUCAUCAUCUGUCAUGCAGCCACGGAAAUCAUUUUUGCCAUUAAAUGCGACGGCAUUGCGUCGACCAGCGUUGCCGAACUGGCCGUCAAAAUGAACGCAGUACUGGAACAGCUGGGAAGCGUAGCGGGAGGGCUUCCAGCUUCAUCUGCCGCACACCUUUACCUAGACUUCUUCUGGUUUCUGAUGUCUCGAUUUGACGACGCUGUUAGCAACGAUAACCAUCAAAAUCCACGAAGUGAAGCUGGCGACGACACCUUGUUCCCCGACUGGUACAGGGUAUUCGACGAAUCCUCGAUGGAUUUGACCGGUUUUCUUGAUAACGACGUUCUUGGCUGGGAUCAACCUCUGUUCAGCCACUGUGACUUUGCCAACGAAACGUGCUGA
Fonsecaea monophora is the source of this 1962-nucleotide messenger RNA. RefSeq lists its product as hypothetical. Bases 1 to 1962 code for a protein of 653 amino acids. The record is from RefSeq and is a predicted model, not a curated record. The transcript has 8 exons. Gene Ontology annotation, cellular component: nucleus. NCBI's taxonomy places the organism in Eukaryota, Fungi, Ascomycota, Eurotiomycetes, Chaetothyriales, Herpotrichiellaceae. Gene Ontology annotation, molecular function: DNA-binding transcription factor activity, RNA polymerase II-specific; transcription cis-regulatory region binding; zinc ion binding. Gene Ontology annotation, biological process: DNA-templated transcription; regulation of DNA-templated transcription.